This is a messenger RNA of Caenorhabditis angaria, 3086 nucleotides long. NCBI's taxonomy places the organism in Eukaryota, Metazoa, Nematoda, Chromadorea, Rhabditida, Rhabditidae. The record is from the annotation of a GenBank genome assembly.
AUGGCGUGUAGUAGUUUUUUUAGUAGCGAAUAUUUUUAUCGAUGUUUUCACGGUCCGAAUGGGUGAGUUUUGAAUUGCCACGUCAUUUUUCUGGCGUGAAUUCAUUCCCGAAUUUGAAAUUUUUGCAGAUGUUUGGUGCCAAGUCGGCCUACUGAAGGUCAACCCAUUGAAAAUCAAUUCGAUGAAUUGGAAUCGAAACUCAGUAUUUUGGCAAAGUAAGUGGCCCUUUUUUUGCUAAAUUCCAAAAAAAAAUCUCCUAAUAUUUCAAAAUUUUUCUAGGAAACGAAGUGAUGAAAUUGAACGUUAUUUAGAUGAACAAAAGAGAAAAAACGAUGGAAUUUUGAAUAUUUUAAUUCUCGGUGGACCGUCCAGUGGAAAAUCGACAAUUUUCAAACAAAUGCAGUGGGUUUCGUUUGUAUUGGCAUAUAGUUGGACAUGGUUUGGAAAAAACUCGAGCGAAACCAGUUUUUUGAGUUCGCUCACUUGUUUGGGUUUUGAGUUCGCUCACUCAUUUCAAACCGGUUUUCGCUCAUUUCUGAUUUGAUUAGAAUAGAUGGAUUUUUAGUUUUUCGGAUAUGGGAAAUCGAUUGGUGAUAAUAAUUCGGCCCAAAAGCCCAAACUAAAAUGAUCAUAACUUUUUUAUUUUUCAAGCUUUUUCAAAUAUCUCUGGACCAUUGUGACGUGCUCAUCCUCAGCUAAAUUUUUGCUCUUCGGAUUUUGAAUGUUGGUCCGAAGAGAAAAAAUGACCAUUUUAGUUUUUGUGACUCGAAAAGGUAUAAUGUAUUUCAAUUUAAUUUCAAACAAAAAUCCAUUUUUCAUGCCCUGUCCCUUUAAAAGUCACGUUUAGGCCGAAUUAUUAUCACCAAUCGAUUUCCCAUAUCCGAAAACCCAAAAAUCCACCAAUUCUAAUCAAAUCAGAAAUGAGCGAUAUUUGAGCGAAAACCGGUUUGAAAUGAGUGAGCGAACUCAAAACCCAAACAAGUGAGCGAACUCAAAAUUUGAGUUUUCGCCCAGAUCAUUUGAAAACUCACUCAUGUCUUACUAUAUAUUGGCAUUUUUCACAGCGCAAAAAUGUGUGCCGCCAUAGCUCAGUCGGUUAGAGCGUGGGUCUAAUAAGCCCAAGGUCGCAGGUUCGACCCCUGCUGGCGGCAAACUUUUUUCCUUUUCUUCAGAAAAAGGACAAAAAAAUUCUCAAAUUUUUUAUUCCAGAAUAAUUCACCGUGAUGGCUAUAAAGAUGCCGAUGAACUGGAAUCAUUUAAAAAUUUGAUAUACGAGAACAUUUUCGAUAUUUUUCAACAACUUCAAAAUGGUGCCAGAAUUAUAGGAAUCAGUCUUGAAAAUUUGAAAUGCCACGUGGAUUCGGUGGCUGAAGGUUAUCGAAACUCGGAAAAUGUGAAUAGCAAAAUUUUGACGGUGGAAAUGGCCGAAAAUCUCAGGGGAAUUUUGGAUAUCGGCUGAAAUUCAACGGGUUUUUUCGAGACGAUAUGAAUUCGAGUUGAUGGAUUCGACAAAAUAGUAGGUUUUGGAAAAAGUGGGAAAAUUUUGGAUUUAUGAACUUUAAAAGUCGUUUGCAAAUUUUAAAUUAUGAUUUUUUUUUAAGUUUACAAUUUUUGAAACAGUGAAUAUUUGGGGAUUUUUUCAUGGAAAAUUUCUUGGCGUCAAAAUUUCGAUUUUAAAAGUUGAAAUCAAAAAUAUUCUGAAUCAGUUGAUCAAAAAUGUUUCCCAAAAAAUCUGAAAAAUCCCGAAAUUUCAGCCCCAAAAAUUUCAGCUCCAAAAUAUUUUUGCAGCUAUCUCUCAAAUCUGAAUCGCCUCAGUCAACCCGGAUAUAUUCCAAAUUAUGAAGAUAUUGUUCACUCAAGAAGACCAACUAAAAAUAUUCAUACUAUGAUUUUCACUUAUACACAUCUCAAAUUGAAGUGAGUUUGACUGAAAAUCUUGUGAUUUUUGAUCGAGAAAAUGUGUACUUUUCACUCGAAAAAGUUCAAAGAAAUCUAGUUUUCUGACUAAUUUUUUUCCAUUUAAAAAGGCUAUAAUUAGGUAAAAAUUGUUGUUUUGUUGGAAAGAAAAACUUUGAAAAAUAUGUUCAAAAAAUCAGAGCAAAAAUGAGUCACGAGGUUGAUGAAUUUUGAAAAAUUGACAAAUUAAUUUCAAUAUCACGGCAACAAUCCAUGAAUAUAAAAAUAUGAAUUUACCUGAUAAGCCUAGCUUUAUGCCUAGAUUAUAAUCUAAGCCCAAUCUAAGUCUUAUAUCCUAGUAAGUUCACAAAUUCUGUGGAAAUUCAAUUUUUUUCUAGACUUAUCGACGUGGGUGGUCAAAAAUCGGAGCGUCGUAAAUGGCUUCCACUUUUCGAAGAUUCGCGAGUCAUUCUUUUCGUCAUUGAUCUAACGGGCUACGCGAAAAAAUCCGAAGAAUCUCGUCUCGAAAUAUUACGCUCAGCCAUUUUUCAAAAAUGGUGGGAAGAUCCGGGUAAUGUAUCUGAUCUGAAAGUGGCACUCAAAAUAUUCGAAGAUGUUUCGAAUAAUGCGAUCCUCAAAAAUGCCGUGUUUUUAAUGUUUUUCAACAAAUUCGAUUUAUUUGAAGAGUUAUUGAGGGAUUUCGAAAUUGAACGAUGUUUUUCGAAAUUCAAAGGAAAAUCGGGUGAUUUGGAUGAGUGCUCGGAUUUUAUUAGACAGAAAUUUUUGAGGGCUGCUAAGCACAGGAAAUCGAUUUAUCCACAUUUUACAACCGCCACCAAUACCGAGAAUAUUAAAGUGGGUUAAAUUCUGGCGCGAUAUUCUUGAGCUUGACUUUGACAAAAAUUCAAUAUUUUUCUACGCUUCAAAAUUUUCAUAAAAUGAACAAAUUUUUGUUGAUUUUGUUUGAAUGAUUGUAGACAAUCCGAAAUUAAAUUUUGAAAAAUCUAAAAAUUUUGAAACGUAGAAAAAUAUUUAAUUAUUUUUCCAAGCUCAAACAUUUCAGUUUUUUGUGUUUUUUGGCUGAAUAGAAUUUUCGUGCCGAAAAUCCAAAACUAUUUUUGCAGAUGGUCUUUCGCGCAUCAAUGGAAAGUGUCUUCAAGGCGAAUUCCCGUUCAACUGGACUUCAAUGA